This is a messenger RNA of Neurospora crassa OR74A, 5371 nucleotides long. RefSeq names its product aconidiate-2 (gene acon-2). Lineage: Eukaryota; Fungi; Ascomycota; Sordariomycetes; Sordariales; Sordariaceae. Gene Ontology annotation, biological process: signal transduction. Bases 1550 to 4054 code for a protein of 834 amino acids. Gene Ontology annotation, molecular function: 3',5'-cyclic-nucleotide phosphodiesterase activity. The record is from RefSeq and is a predicted model, not a curated record. The transcript has 2 exons.
GACGUAACAGGCCUACCUACCUAGCGGGCGCUGAUCCACGCUCAGGCAUCGGCCAACCCGAGUGCCAUGCCGCGCAGGUUCGGUGGAUGAAACCAAAGUGUUGAUACUAGUGCAGCGCUGGAUGGGUUCCAUGAUUCCAUGCCGGCUUCUACCAGUGUUCGGUCGCCAGGCUCGCGCGUCAUCCCAGCUCCCAAGCCAAGGACCAUUGAACCAAAGAACGACGACAAAAAAUAAAAAAUAAAAAAAAAUUAGAUAGAGUACAUGUAAGAAGCGAACCCCGCCCUUGGAAACCCAUGCCCAUCCAAAGCGAACGGGUCUAGCCUCUCCCAUUUUAUUACAUUUGCGGUUACCAAUUGAGCAACCACCACAUCUCCAUAGGGGCCGUGGCUUUUUCCCUUUCGUCGCCGGCCUCCCUGUCUCUGUCAUAUUCCAACCACUGCUGCCGUGGCAGCCAAUAUCGACCAACGGCAAACAUCUCCUGUCCAAUGUACGUAUAGCAUCGCCCUGCCCCCCCCCCUCCCUCCUCUUCCUUGUUGAUACCCGCCCGCUAUCCGCUGCUUCGACGUGGUAAGAGGUAGUGUAGAGGUAGAAGGGAAGGUACCUGGCCUUUGUCACCCACAUUCGGGUCCCGUCCCAUUCUUUGCCCAUUCCAAAGGUACCUUACCUGCCCUCUACUUGCACAGCAAGGUACAUGCACCUGUACCUUUGCUUGGCCUGCCUGCCUACCCAGUGUGUGUACCGAGUACGGAUACUGCUACCGUUAGCACCUCUCACUGGAAAGUAGCGAGUUCUAAAACUCCUUCCACGCCCUCCCCUAUCUCUUCUCCCGUCUAUGUCUGCCACCACCUCCAGUCAUACGCCCUAGGCGAUUCCAUCCUUCCUUUUUGUUUCUUUGCAUCCUCCUCGUCUUCCAAUUUCCCCCGAGUCUCAGUCCGCCUGAAGCACGACAACAACCACCCGUUACAUGUCAUCAACUACCGACUACCCGCGAUUUACGGCACAAUUGUCUAGACGCGCAUGCCGUCGUCGCCGGGAUUCUGUUCAAUCUGACCUUCUGUGCGUCGCGUUUCUAGUUCCUAACCACCCAGGCAACUCGACCUCGAUCGGCCCUUUAGCAGUCUCCUCGCCUCCUUGAGCGUCUCGAAAAAAUCAUUCCUACUCGUCGGACACCACAAUUCCAGUUUUGUUUUUCAUUGUCGCAAAUAUCGCCUGCCAGCAUUUCCAGUCCACUUUUGAAACUCGUGCCGAGACUUUGGAGUUUGCAUCCCUCGCUAUCGCACCGAUCACAACCGCCUCGCCUUCGGAAUAGAGAAAACCGAUCCAAAAUUAAACCAAUUAGUGGUUGCGUCAAAAGAGGCAUCGGCGUCCAAACGCUGUCGGAGUUGUCUUGGCCUAUUGCUGGUCCCUUUCCCCGAGGCCAAAACAAGCAUUGGCUACUUUCAGUGCGUCGGCAAGAAACCCAAGCAUUCAAGGUUGUGGUUUUGGACAGUCAUCUUUUUUCGGCACCAGAGUGCAGUCGCAGGGAGACUGGUCACUACCAAAAGUCAACAUGGAUAUCAUGGAGGAACCACAAGUUGCCAUGGAGGACAUCCACUACCGUGUUAUAUACGUCAACCGCUCAGUAUCCGAGGACCGCUGCAUCCAACGAAGCGCAAGGCAUUUGGACGAGUAUGUUGCAAAGACGGAACCAAACUGCAUUGCCGACACUGUGAAGUGCAUUUUGGAGAUUUUUCCAGAAGCUUACUUGUGCAGCACUGAGGGUGCCUGCAUGUCCCACUGGCUCCAGCCCCAAGAAGAUCACGAGGCCGAUCUUCAACCAACGAUUAUCCUCCUAGACACCCCUUACCAGCAGUUCUUCCCGGCCCAAUUUCCGAAUGAACGCAGGGACGAGAGCCACGAUGGCAACUCGUACGGCCUCUCGUUACUUAAAAAGAUCGAGUCCGAAGCUCGUGCUCGCCAUCUCUACGAGCAGGUUAUACCUGUCCCACUCAUCCAAUCACCCGACGCCAUGAACAACAUCAGUGGGGCAGAUAGGACGAGGAUGCGACAACAAUGUAUCGAUUUUGGGGCCAAGGCAGUCUUGUCGGGUCCCCUGAAUGCUAAGAGCAUCGCAGUGAUUCAAGACAGGGCAUAUUACGCUUACAAGGACGCUCUUUCAAGGAAACAAGCAUUGGCGGACGUGCGUAAGGGCAGAAAACGAUCACUGAUCGCUGUGUUCAACGAUACCCGGCCGUAUGGUUAUCUCCGUGAAUACCUCGUGGAGAGUUUGAUUAAGAAGAUCUGCAGCACGGAGGACGACAGAGAUAAUGAGAUCUAUAAGGCCAAUAUCUCGGUAUGCCCAGAGAAGCGAGCUGAAAUCUCCCGUGCCAUCAGCACAUGGCAUUUCGAUGCUCACAAAUUUGACUACGACGAGCUGAUAGUCGCAGCCGAACUCACACUAAACCAUGCCUUAUCCAUGCCAGAGCUAAAGGCAUUUCGCAUCUCGCCAACGCAGUUGCAAAAUUUCCUCAAAGCUUGUCGGGCUGCUUAUAUGGGUUUUGUGCCAUACCAUAACUUUCGACAUGUUGUCGACGUUCUACAGGCAACUUUUCAGCAGCUGCUCCGGAUUGGCGCAUUGCCUCCUUAUCCAAACGUCAACGGUACUCAUACAAGCCCAAUCGCAGAAUCUCCUGGAACACCCUCCAUAGGUCCGGAAGAAGCCUUCACCCUUCUCCUUACUGCCAUUGGUCACGAUGUUUUGCAUCCCGGUGUCAACAACGGCUUUCUGAUCGAGGCACGAGCGCCUCUCGCAGAGCUUUACAACGAUCGCUCAGUCCUGGAGAAUUUCCACAGCACCAGCUACUGCCAGAUUCUCAAGCGACAUUGGCCGAUCUUUUACGAGAAUAGGCGUCUGCGCACGUUGAUGAUCAGUUGUAUCCUGGCUACGGACAUGGCCCUGCAUUUCGACUACAUGGCAAAACUCGGAAACUUGCAAAAACUUCAAGCUCAAAAACCUGAUCUUGACGGUUGGAAUGAGAAGGCUGUCGACGAGGCGAGGGUGCUAGUGUGCGCUCUUAUAAUCAAGUGCGCUGACAUCAGUAACGUCGCACGGAGACACGAUAUCGGUGCACAGUGGAUGCACCUGCUGAAUGACGAGCUUAUAUUGCAGACUCAGAUUGAGAUGGAUAUGGGUCAAAAAACGGCACUUAUCGCUCCACCAUCGACGAGCCUUGACGGCCGGAUCAGGUCCCAGCUAAAAUUCAUGGAAUUGUUUGCCUUCCCUCUGUUCCGAGGCGUGGCAGAUAUCUUGCCCGGUCUACAGUUCUCCGUUGACGAAAUGGAACUCAACCUUACUCACUUUGAGAAUGAACUCCUACUCCCCUCGGCAGGAUCGACGAUGGAAAACCAACCUGGCAUCUCUAAAUAUAGCCCCCCGCCGAAAUGCGAUUCGGAGCCUCCAACAGAAAAAAGUGCCCUCGAUGGAAGACCUAACGGUGUGCUUCCCAGUCUUACGACUACCGACUUCUCCCGUGGAGGUGCCGGGUUACACGGAUCGAAUCGUCAGCGAUGCAGUGAGGCGACCGAAGGCAGCUCAGCACCCUGCUCGGGAGAGUGGGGUUCGCAGGCAAACAGCGCGACGACGGGCAAGAUGCCGCUCUCGCCUAGUACGCAGGGUACGAGCAUCAUCAGCAGGGACUCGAUGGACAAAUCUGUCGGUGUUCCUAUGACGACUGUCACAGCCCCAGACUCUCCGACUGCAAUUCCUGAGGCGACCAAGAUGUCUUCGGACCGAGAUCAGCUGCAAGUGAACGAAAAACUCGAUCAUUUUAUAAGCGAUGACGAAGAUAACAUGUCUAACGGAAACGGUCACAUGAAUGGCAGCGGAUCGACAUUAGGACAGGAAUAUCUGAAACCGGAACAAGACACCGGCAACGGUAAAACGAUGAGGAAGAAGGCGAGCCUGAUGGGUCUCAAGAACAAGUUUUCGUCCAAAUUCUCCUCGUUCACCAAAUCGAAAAAGGGAAAAACAUCAUGCCCCGCAAGCCCCGAAAGGUCAGCAGAUCCGAUGGGAUAGAGCACCAUCUCUCUGCUUCGGCUUUCGUCGCCGCCUCCGAAACAAGGUAGCAUGCCUGUCGUCCCGGCAGAUGAUAACGAUGCUACGCUCUCGGAUUCUUCACCCGAUAUCGUCAAGCGCGCAAAGAAAUGGAGGCCUCGACCCAGCGGCUCAUGAAGCUUUCCGCUGUAGAUCGUGCAACAUCGAUAAUACCGCAAUAGGAUUUGAUGGUGUUGACGCAAAGUGUCUCCCUUUCCAUCUCAUCUUAGGGGUGUUGUUGAGACGCCUACCCUCGUAUCACUGCCGCUGCUGAGCCCGGUUGCAAUUUAUAGAAUCGAGGUUCGCGAGAUUCUUACGAAACGCCAGCCUGUGGCCCAUUCAUCAUUGGCUCCACAAGUCUCAAUACCGACCACAAACCCUCUCAAUUGGCAUCGAUGCUGGUUGACACUGGCCUACUGGACGCCCAGAGAUUAUGAGGAGUGUCAGUGUCGUCCCCCAAUCGGAAGGAAGAUCAUUUGUUCUGGUUGGGUUUGUGGACCAAUACACGAAGUUUCUUUUUAUUCACAUUCGGUUGCUCAUUAUUCGGUUGGGACAGUAAGGGGUUGGAGAGAAAAGAUGCAUUUAUGAUUAUUGAUUGAUCGAGUUGGUUGGGAUUAGGAAAGGAUGCACCGGCGAAAUUACACACGUAUACACAUGAUUAGGAAAGGCAAUGGGAGGGGGGGGGAAAGGGGAGAGGGGGAGAGAGCAUUUUUACUGUCGGCUUUUUCUUCUUCUUCUUUUUUUAUUUUUUCUAUUCUUCUUCUACUUCUUCGUUUUCUUCUUGUUGGUUAUUUAUUCUUCCGAGUUUGUUUCACACAGACAUGCUUUUUUGUGAUUACUUUUCUUCUUUUGUAGGAGGUUUCACUACCACCAUUUCAAUCUUCCCAAGAGCGAGGGGAAAAGAAAGAGAAAGAAGCUCGACUCUAUUCUGGGCUCAUCCGAGGAAACAAAAGAACUCGCGAAUUCUACUUCGGUUGUGUCGGUGUAUUAGUAGAGGUUUGCAUGGGACUUGCUUCAUUCUUAUCACUUCUUUGUGUGUUUCUUUUCUUCUUGUUUACCUGUCUUGACAAAGACUUGACCUUCUACAUGAUACCUCCUUUUUUUUGGCUUCCUUUUCCGUCUGUCAUUUUGUCUUUUUUUUUUUUUUUUUUUUUUUUUCUUCUUCAGUUGCAUGGUUCCUUCUUUGGCUUGGUUUGGCUAGGGCUCAUCGUCAUUUGGAUUAUCAUAACAAGAUUACUAGCUGCUUAGACUUCCCGGAGUUCAGUUCUCAUUUCAACAUACCCAACCCAUCCAUCAACC